AUGGAAUACAGCGCGCCCUACAGCUCACCCCGCAAGACCAUCUCCAAGUGGUGGAGCAUUGGUUUCUUCAUUGCUGCUGUUAUCUUCUUCAUUAUUGGCGGUGCCCUCGUCGGCUCCUACCUUUCUGCAGGAUACAAGACCUGCACUUCUGCUCUAUACUAUGGCGACUAUACCUAUGACUACUCCUGCUUUGCGGGGAAUAUCGGCAUGUACAAUGGCGGCAUCGCCAUGCUUGUCCUCGGUGGUCUUUCCAAAUUUAUCGGUUGGGUCCUCCUAAUCGUCUAUUGCGUGCAGCGCCGCCGUUGA
Molecule: messenger RNA, 306 nt
Organism: Penicillium daleae
Lineage: Eukaryota; Fungi; Ascomycota; Eurotiomycetes; Eurotiales; Aspergillaceae
Exons: 1
Coding region: 1-306 (101 amino acids)
Source: RefSeq, a predicted model, not a curated record